GGAUCCGGCCAUGCCGCGCGCGUUCCUGGUGAAGAAGCCGGUGGUGGCCACGGCCAAGCGCAACUGGAGCGAGCUCCCGGACGAGCAGCGGGCCGAGAUCUACGUCCCAUCCGGCCCUUUGGGCACCCCCCUCCCCCCGGGGCUGCCCCUGGCCGGGGGGGUCCCCGUGGGGGUCCCGGUGGCCGGGGGGGUCCCGGGGGGCUCCGAGCUCUUCUCGUGCCCCGUGUGCCACAAGAGCUUCGGGUUCCAGCGGAUGCUGAACCGGCACCUCAAGUGCCACAGCGAGGUGAAGCGGCACCGCUGCCCCUACUGCGGGAAGGGCUUCAACGACACCUUCGACCUCAAGCGGCACGUGCCCCCAUAA
This is a messenger RNA of Pyrgilauda ruficollis (rufous-necked snowfinch), 364 nucleotides long. Its product is annotated as putative transcription factor Ovo-like 1. Bases 11 to 364 code for a protein of 117 amino acids. Lineage: Eukaryota; Metazoa; Chordata; Aves; Passeriformes; Passeridae. The transcript has 3 exons. Gene Ontology annotation, molecular function: RNA polymerase II cis-regulatory region sequence-specific DNA binding; DNA-binding transcription factor activity, RNA polymerase II-specific. Gene Ontology annotation, biological process: epidermal cell differentiation; regulation of transcription by RNA polymerase II. The record is from RefSeq and is a predicted model, not a curated record. Gene Ontology annotation, cellular component: nucleus.